Molecule: messenger RNA, 839 nt
Organism: Rhizophagus irregularis DAOM 181602=DAOM 197198
Lineage: Eukaryota; Fungi; Glomeromycota; Glomeromycetes; Glomerales; Glomeraceae
Source: RefSeq, a predicted model, not a curated record
AACCUGAUCAGCAUGAUGAAGUAAUUGCCAAGUUGGAUAAAAAUAUAAUUGUGUAAUAGGAGUUAAAGCAACAGUUAUCGUCACCUGCUCACACUCUUUCAUCAGAUCAAAUUUUAGAAUAGGACUCGAGCUCAUCAGAUACUGCGCAAAAUAUAGCUUGCAUGUUUAGAAAAGCCAUUAAGGUUGGUCAAGAAGCAAUUUUAUACUGGUGCUAUUUUAUAGAGAAAUAUGACAAAAUGAUUGAUAACUUUGUUGUUGAUGGAGUUAAGAAAAAAACUGCAACAUCUAUGGUAUAUCAAGAAAUCAAACAGCUUUUACCUGAUAUAACAGAUGUGAAUUUGCGCCAAAAAAUCCUUAGAGCUAGAAAAUUAUAUAAAUUAUUCAAUACAUUAGGAAUAGAGAAAAUUAAACAGGUCUCUUAUAGUGCAGAUGCUAUUUCGAGCCUCAGUUACCCACAAAUACAAAAUAUUAUAGAUUAUGUGAAUUCAGUGACAAGUUCACACAAUGAAACCGUGAAGAUUCUUCAUGAUCAGAGUCAUGUGACUUCAAAAAUUAAUCAUAUAUUCCUCCAAAAGCACCUCAAUCUAAGCCAACUUAUGAUUGAUCCUACUUUUGUAGCAAAAUAUUAGAUCAAUAUCCUAAUUUAUAUAGAGAAUUUAGUAGCAAAAAUUUCGAUUAUUAUGGAAAUACUGAUGAAACAUCAUGCCCAUUAUGCAGUUUAGAUCAUAAUGAUGAUGACAGCAUAGAAGGUAGAUAUAAAACCGGAUCCUAUUUUAUUAAAUGUGAACAGCGUGAACUUGAGAUAACUGCAUAGUUUCAUUAUUUUACAAUACUAUAUU